CGGUCUAAAUUUAGCAGCGUUCAGCUCACAAGUGGACACACUGUAGGUUACCACACGGAUUUCUUCUGUCAUGUUUUCCGACUAUUUUGGAAUUAAACUUAAGAAUAUAUUACAUUGAUAUUAACGCAAAAGAAAGAACUGUGGAACUGAAGGUCCUGGAGAAACUGGAACUUGAAAGGGCAAAAGAGAAAACCAGAUGUACUGUAAGGCUGAAUAGGACUCAGGUGAAACACGUAGUCUAGCUUAGUCAUAACAGAAGAAAGGGUGUUUACUUCAUGUGUCAGCCACUGAACAUUUGAAACAUAUUGAACAACAUUUCAACAUUUGAAAUAAUGGCACGUUUAAAGGUAUCACUUUUGGGAUUUCUCAUGCUUCUACUUCACGCAGCGCCCCACGCAGAGGCAGGAUGUGCUGAAGUGGACUCCAUGACGGAGGCAGUGGUCGGGGAAAGCUUCCUGCUGGGCUGCAUCUCCUGUAAGAAAAGGGAGGAAGUGGACGCGUCCACCUAUGUCGACUGGUUCUUCAGGCCCAUUGAAGAGGAGGGUUUUGUUCAAAUUUUCCACUAUGAGAAUCCCUUUCCUACCAUUCUGCAUGAGGACUUUGAAGGCCGUCUAGAAUGGCACGGCACCAAAGGAACAAGAGAUGUCCAGAUAGGUGCCAUUUUCAUUCACAAUGUCACCUUCAACGACACAGGAACUUUCCGCUGCACCAUGGAGCGCACUCUCUUCCUCCCUUAUGGUGAAGAGCAUGUCACCAUCAUUAAGGACGUGGAGCUGUCUGUUGUGGCUGUAGCCAAUCGGGAGCUGACGGCGGUGAUCGCGGAGAUCAUGAUGUAUGUGGUCAUUGUGGUUCUGCAGCUGUGGAUGAUCUUGGUGCUGAUCUACUGCUAUAAGAAGAUCUACGCAGAGGCCGAGGCCAGAGAGGCCCGCAGAGCACUGAAGGCUCAGAACAAAGGUUUGGAUGCAAAAGAUACGUGUGAUGGGGUACAUUUGGAGUAACUUUCUUGGGUGGGUGUAUCAUACCGAAAUGGCUACUGUGAAGUUUGUCAGUAACACGGUGCUGCAAGUCAUGAGGGUUGCAUGGCUGACACCAUAGGUCUUUGGGCACCAUUAAGUUCAGGAGGAUAUACUGAACGAGGUGCCUCUGGUGAUCAUGAGUUCUAAUAUCAUAACAUCUAAAGAUGUGUAUCAAGCAUGUCACAAACUGGCUCUAGAGCUGGCAUAAGGAAACACAAAAAAACCCAGAGUUGUCAGAUAAAUGCUAACAAUGAUCUUAUAA
Alosa sapidissima (American shad) is the source of this 1278-nucleotide messenger RNA. RefSeq lists its product as uncharacterized. The record is from RefSeq and is a predicted model, not a curated record. The transcript is spliced from 6 exons. Gene Ontology annotation, molecular function: sodium channel regulator activity. Lineage: Eukaryota; Metazoa; Chordata; Actinopteri; Clupeiformes; Clupeidae. The coding region runs from base 333 to 998 and encodes 221 amino acids. Gene Ontology annotation, cellular component: voltage-gated sodium channel complex. Gene Ontology annotation, biological process: regulation of heart rate by cardiac conduction; sodium ion transport; cardiac muscle cell action potential involved in contraction.